AGACCGGGCGCGCGCGGGCGCAGGGCGGUGCGGAUUUAACGGAGCCGCUCAUUCCGCGUGUCCUCAAACAUCUCAGCGCGCUGUUCUGCACAACAACAUGGGGCGUUACACCGGCCAGACAUGCCGCCUGAUUUUUAUGCUAGUGAUCACGGUGAUCUUUUUUGUGGCCGAGAUAAUUGCGGGUUAUUUGGGGAACUCGCUGGCGCUGGUGUCGGACUCGUUCAACAUGCUGUCGGACAUCCUGUCUCUGUGCGUGGGGCUGGCUGCGGGGAGACUGGCGCGCCGGCCCGCGUCUCCGCUCUGCACGUUCGGCCUGGCCCGGGCUGAGGUGGUGGGCGCGCUGGCCAACGCCGCUUUCCUGGCGGCGCUCUGCUUCUCCGUGUCCGCCGAGGCAGUCAAGAGGCUGGCGCGCCCCGAAGCAGUGGACGAGCCUUUCAUCGUGCUGAUCGUCGGCUCUCUCGGACUCGGGGUCAACGUCAUCGGGCUGCUCGUGUUCCAGGACUGGAGGUGGCUGUGUGGGAGGAAGGACGGGAGCAGAGACAAAUCUACCGACAGCGAUGGAAAAAUAGCAAUGAACGGCGAAGCAGGCUCCGAGCCGGCUGCUUCACCAAACCAGGAUAAGAAGCAGAGUGACGGACCUCCGCUCAACAUUCGAGGAGUUUUGCUCCAUGUGUUGAACGACGCUCUGGGCUCAGUUGUGGUGGUGGUGGCCGCGGUGCUGUUUUACGUGCGGCCUCUGCCACCCGACACGCCGUGUAACUGGCAGUGCUACGUGGACCCAGGCCUGACGCUGGUCAUGGUGGCCAUCAUUGUGUCCUCAGGUGUUCCUUUGGUCAAAGAGACGACCAGAAUUCUGCUGCAGAUGAGUCCACCUGACCUGGACGUCUCCAAGAUCCUCGAGGACGUCUGCCGGCUACCCGGAGUCCUCGGCGUUCACGAACUACACGUGUGGGAGCUGGCCAAGGACCGGAACGUGGCCUCCAUGCACGUCAAAUUGUCCUCUGACCUAGAAAGCUCAAAAGGCGAAAUCCGACGCCUCCACGGUCGAAUCAGAGAAUUGUUACAUCACCUGGGGGUCCACAGCGUCACGCUACAAACGGAGUUUGUGGACGAGGAGAUAGAGAACGAACACUGUGGCAUGCCGUGCAUCUCCCACGACUGCCUGAAGCAAUCCUGCUGUCCUGCUGAUCGGAUGACACACAAGUAUACCGACCUCCAUAAAAUGAAGGACUCCUGCAGCUCUGGAGAAGUGGCCGUGGACUUUGCAGAUGGCUGUAGAGAUGAGGAACCAAAACUCCUUGCUAGCACGGCCUUCUAAAACCUUUAGGUCUGGUUUCUGUAACUAAAUUUAACCAGAAUAUCAGGUAUUUCAACAAAACGCCAGAAGCAUAAAAUCCACUCAAAUCCAGUCUUUAUGGCUGACAGACUGUUUCUCCCCCAAACGCAUUCCAACCAACAACGUUAUUCAGAUCCUCAAUAAGCUCGAGUCAGUUCAUUCAGUUUCAUUAACGUUUGCACUAACUGCGGCAUGUGAUACAGAGUGUAUUCUACUACACUCUACACGUCAGCAGAGUUAACUAGCUGUAACAAAACUUUGUGAUUUGAAAGAAAAUCCAAAAUAUUCAACACUGAAACAGACGACGUAAAAGCUGCCUAUAAUUGCCAAAAAGCAAUUAAUAAGUUUCAGUCUAACUAUUUAAACUUAAUGAAAUUUCUUUACGUAAUCAAACGUAAAAAGCUUAUCUAGUAACUAGGUGACAACGCCAAAAGGCUACAUAUUUAUAGAUAUAAAAAAUUAUUCUUGCUGAAGCUUUUUAAAACAAUUAACAUUGCACUUUCUGGUUCGAGAAGUAGGCUAAUGUGGUUCUGAAUAUCUGCCUGGAAUGAUCCAGAGAAAAAUCCUUUCUGAAAAUUAACCAAAUCAUUAUCUUUGUGUAAAGUUUGGCAAAGCUACUGCUACUAAAAAGGACUGGUCUUAACGGCUAAUCACAAAUUAAGCCUAAUGAACAAGUUAAGCCCACACUAAAAUCGUACAAAUCGCAACUUCUGAAAAUGAAUUCUAGCGAGGACGUAAACAUUAGCAUCUGAUAUAGAAGCUCAAACCAGACCGUUAGCCUUUGGAUAUUCCAGAUAUAAAUACAGAUACCUCAGGGAGUUGAAGGACUUUUUGGUGCUUGAUCUUUGUGCUUGAGUGCAAACUACUGUUAUCUUCAUUUGCUGUGAUCAAUCAGUGUCCGCUGGAUUCUUCAGAUUCCGUUCUAAAGCUAAAUAUAAAAAAAAAAAUCCAACUUUGUGAAGAACAGAUCAUACGACUGAGACCGAUGUGCUUACAAUCUUAAAUCUCAUGGUGCCGAUUCUUUAUCCCACUGAGCAGGGACUGGACCGAGAUGACAGGCUGGCAUCUGAAUUACAUGGCCUUUCUGGGUCUGUCUUGAGUUUUACAAAAGCAUUAAAAUCCUUAGAAGUUGAAGUGUUAAUGAGAUGUUAAGUCGAGCUCAUGUUUAUUUCAGCUCGACACUUCACGGGGUGUUAUCGUAAGUGAUCUCGUUACUUUCCAUUUAAUAUUUAAACACUAUAAUCCAUCAGAAUAGGAUACUGAAUGUUAGCGUAAUAUUCUAAUGAACUAGUCAUUGAUAUUGGGUGUGGGGGGGUGGUGUUAUUAUUAAGUUUGGGGUGGUGCUUAAUGCUGUUAGCUUCUCAUUGUAACUUGCCUCAUAAUUUGGAGCCAUUACCUCAUUUCUAUACAUUUCAUUAUUUUUUAUUUCGUACUCAAUCAGAUGGAGUAAACGAUAAGCUAGUAUUCAGUAAACUAGGCUUAAUGAUUGUAAAACGUCAAGUCGAAAUGACUUCAAUCUAAUGAGAAAUUAAAAAGUUAUUAAAUCUAUUAAGAAACAUGUCAAAACAGAAUUUAGUUUUCACUUUACACGCCUUUCAUUUUUUGCUAAAUAUCUGGCGAACAUCUUGCUCACAUCUUUUUCACAACUAUUCGCGUGUUCCUUGGGAUUUUGACUUUUACCUCAGACUCUACAGGAAACGAGUCAUGUUUUCCGAAAUGCUGACUAAUAAUGAAGUGAAUUAUUUCUUUGUAAAAUCUUUCCAAUAUUUAUAUUUUUUUUUUCAAUUGCAAUAUGGCAUUGUAUUCAUUUUAAAAAAAGAGUUUGCAUUUGCACAUUACUGGGACAUCAUUAUGUGAUGUAAAUACCAAAGGGCGCCUUCUGUUCGCCGUAAAGGAAAACGGAAACGUAGCAAGUUACGAUUCAUGCAGAGGUCAGUCUGUACGUAACAAACACUGCCUUACAGCUCUGCUUUCCAGACAUCACAACGACAGAAACCGUAAAUGAAACGUAAACGAAACUAACAAUGAACAAGAUGAACAACAGCAUAAAAAAAAGCUUGUUUAACAAAAAGCUUUCAAAUCCUGCCGACUUUGGAGCUCAAUGUUUUCAUUUUCAAACUCCCCGAUUAAAGCACUUCUUAUUCCAUAAAAAAUUAGUGGAGAAUUUAAAAUGUAUACAUUUAAAAUGUUUAACAUUCUAUACAAACAGAUUUGUUUGGUUCAAUCAAGACAAUGCGACGCACCUCGCCUCAAAAUGUUUAGAAUUCAGAAAUUAAAAAAGAUGUUUUAAAACUUAAUUCGAAUUUUGCUCUAAACAUACUGAGAAUCAAACCGAAUUAAAGUCGUGAAGCCAGUGUGACGAACCGACUGGAAACAAACACGGUUAAACGUUUGCUUAUUUUCUUUAAUCAUUAUAUUACACUGAGAAUCUGCUCUACAGUACAUCUCCUGGUGCAAGAUACCAGAACAAUGGUUUGAAUAUAUUCCAACUUUGGCCUAUUUUGGUGUUACACUCCAGUAGAUGGCAGUUAACCAUUGGACCAACGUGAACCGUGUCAUGUCUGGAAAGCGGCUGAAUCUACGCUUUUUUUUUUUUAAAUAAAUAAACAAACUGUGUGCUUUUUUUUCUUCCAUAAAAUCAAAUGAAUCAACUUCA
Messenger RNA from Tachysurus fulvidraco (yellow catfish), 3992 nucleotides. RefSeq names its product solute carrier family 30 member 10 (gene slc30a10). Lineage: Eukaryota; Metazoa; Chordata; Actinopteri; Siluriformes; Bagridae. The record is from RefSeq and is a predicted model, not a curated record. Bases 98 to 1318 code for a protein of 406 amino acids. Gene Ontology annotation, cellular component: membrane. Gene Ontology annotation, molecular function: zinc ion transmembrane transporter activity. Gene Ontology annotation, biological process: zinc ion transmembrane transport; manganese ion transport; intracellular zinc ion homeostasis. The transcript is spliced from 4 exons.